CGCGCGCGCGCGCGCGCGCGAGAGUGCAUGUGUGCGUGCGGCGAAGGCGGUGGGGGGUAAAGAACGGCGACGGACUGCAAGUGACGUCACGACCGACCGACCCGUGUGUACCCUAGAGGGGGUUGCCGUCGACCGCGGCGUACGUACGCGGUGGUGAAAUUCAGUAACGUUCCCGACGUGUGCGAAACGUGUCACGCUUUCGUGCCGCUGACGUCUCGCUUACCUUUUUUGCCCCCCCUCCCCCCGUGUGCGUGUUUGCGUGUGUGUGUGUGUGUUUGAGAGCCACAAAAAUCACCACAAACGUCAUCGGUGUCCGACUGGGAGAGUUCGUACCGUGGAGCAUCGUAGCUGCGAGUGCCGCGUCCUCUGUUUUUUUUUCCCUAUUCAAAUUAAUAGAAUCUCGUCUUGCUGACCCCCGCGGUGGACACCGGAAACAGCUGCACCAAUAGGCACGGGAUUCGAGAUGACCAACGAUAUGGAAGUCGGUAAUAAAUCAUUUAACCUUCGGUGGAAUAAUCAUUUGGAGAAUUUACGUGCACUGUUCGAAUGUCUGUUCAAUGAACAAAUUCUCGUCGAUGUGACGAUUGCAUGCCAAGACGGUUUAUUGAGAGCUCAUAAGCUUAUUUUAUCCGCGUGCAGUCCAUACUUUGAAACAAUUUUUCAAGAAAACCCGUGCAAACAUCCUACGGUAAUAAUGAGAGGUGUCACUCUACACGAAAUGCAGAGUCUGUGUCAGUACAUGUACGUGGGUUCCGUGGAAGUGCAAGAGAGCAGUUUGAGUUCUCUUCUGAAAGUAGCCAGAGAGUUGCAGAUUAAAGGUUUAUCCGAGAAAACUGUGUCCAACGACCAUUCGUCGAAACCCAAACCGACGUUCAAUUACACACCGAUUAAAUCCGAUCCAAACGUCAAUAGCAAGUUCGAAAUGACAAACGGUAGCACUAGCUCGGCCGAUGCUGAUUCCAGGACGUUCCAGGUUCCUUGCGAGGACGAUUCGUCGGAUAACAAUACGUCUUUCGAACAAUCAAACAUGCUGAGUCCGCAAGUAAUGAUGGACGAACACACAGACGAAAAUAAACCUACCAUACUGUCGCAACCGAAGUAUCAACCGUCGCAAGUAGAUUUCCAAGCGUUCAUCGAGGCCCAGAACAAAGUCAGCUUGACCGGCUCCGUCGAGUGUCCAACUUGUCAGCGCACGUUUCUCAACAAACAGAACCUCAGGCGUCACAUGCAAACGCAUUCCGGACUGAAGCCGCACCAAUGCACGUAUUGCAACCUGUCUUUCCUGAGACUGUCGCACUUGCAACGGCACCACAGAACGCACACGGGGGAGCGGCCGUUCUUGUGCACCGAGUGCCCGAAGAGUUUCUCGAGGUCGGACAAACUGAGAUAUCACAUUAUGCAGCAGCACGCGAGCAUGGCCCAUCUCCCCGGACCCAAGCAGAGAGGUAGACCGAAGAAGGUCAGCAUAUACUAAAAACUGUGUACUGAGACACUGGCCGAACGCAUGCAUUUGAUUCACCUAAUGGUAAUGUGGACGUAACCAUGGUAGCGAACAUACAGAACUAUGAAGAACAAUGCGUACCAGUGCCUGUAC
Molecule: messenger RNA, 1594 nt
Organism: Sipha flava (yellow sugarcane aphid)
Lineage: Eukaryota; Metazoa; Arthropoda; Insecta; Hemiptera; Aphididae
Product: sex determination protein fruitless-like
Exons: 6
Coding region: 464-1474 (336 amino acids)
Biological process (GO): regulation of transcription by RNA polymerase II
Cellular component (GO): nucleus
Molecular function (GO): protein binding
Source: RefSeq, a predicted model, not a curated record